AUCCACCAAAUCAUCGGAACCUGAUUCGGGGCAAAAGUUUGACCCAAAGGCGUUUUUACGACGCACAUCUACGGGGGAUACAGCUCCAAAACAAAUCACAAUAAGUCCACGUCAACGAUCACCAGAUGAUGGAAAAUCUCCACCCCUCUUAUGAACAUACCAAAGAGCCCAUCUUCCGACAUUCCUAAGCGUGUAACACACUCAAAGACUAUUGUGAUACGAAAUGGCGAUGGUAAAAAGUUCGAAAAGUUGCCAAAGUCAUCUAUUAUUACCACUGACCUCAAACCUAUCAAACCACUCAAACUACUUGGCUCAAAUGUGAAGGAUAUUAUAGCAGAGUACAUUAAAGCUUUCGAGGAAUACAAAAAUGCCAAUGAGGAGUUGUAUGAUGAUGUUGGCAACUACAUCAAGGCAUCUGAAGAGCAAGAAGUGUAUGAUGAUGUGGACAACACCAUUGAACUUCGAUCCAAUAACCGGAGCUCUAACAGACCAGUGUCUGAGAUCGCUGAGAUGACGGAGGAGGAGGAGAUGAGGGAUUUUGGAUCAGCGGGGUCAGCCUCAGCAUCAGGAGGGUCAGCCUCAAUAUCAGGGGGCUCCAUGCAAGCACCCAUCACAGAGGAGAUAUAUGAUGAUGCAGAGCAGGAUGAGCUGUAUGAGCCACUCCCAGAAGAUGAUGAAAUUCUAGAGCCGGAGGGUGUGAUUCCAACAAAGACAAUUGAAAAACCAGAGGUGGUUAUUCCAACAAAGAAGGUCAGUGCUCAGGAAGACAAGAAGGAGCAAGAGAGGAAGGCUAAAGAAGCAGCAGAAAGGAAGAAAAAAGAAGAUAAGGAAAGAAAAGAGAGAGAAAAGAAAGAAAAGGCAGAACAAGCAAGACUUGAGAAAGAGAGAAAGGAAAAGGAAAAGAAGGAGAAAGAAAUCAGAAAGAAGUUCAAGCUAACUGGAGACGAAAAGAAAACCGCUGAAGGAGUGGUGAGGGCCAAGGCUAAGGGCGGGAAGACAGAGCUGGCAGUGGAGACCGGAGAGAUACUGGACAUCAUCCGGAUGACCGAAAACCCAGCAGGGAAGUGGCUUGUGAUGAACAGAGAAGGAACAUAUGGCUAUGUGGAAUCAAAGAAUAUUGAUAUAGAAGAAACUGCAAUUAAAAAGCACACACAGGACCUAGCCAGUAGUUUGGAGGCAAUGAUCGAGUACAUUAUUCGGAUUCGACCUCAAGACUACUACCAGUACCGACAAACUGCCAUGAAAGUAGUUGAUACCCCUGUUGCCAUGGAGGGGGAAUUUGGGCCGGAAGAAAUGUAUGAAGAUUUGGAUGACUUUCAACAGGAGCCAGAAGAAAUUUAUGAAGAGUGUUCCUGAUGUCCCUCUUUGACAAGAUAUCUAUUCCACACAGAAGGACGCAGCCUAUUGUGAAUGUGACACAAUAUCAACAAGGGGAGGUCACUCUUGCCUCAUUAAAGGGAGAUAACAACUUGAAUCACUGUCAACAGUGCUAUUUUUGUACAGCAUAUCUGCUGAUCAAUAUCCAUGGAAAAUAUAACCGAGAGAUUCAUUGUCAUUAUGUCCACAGUGAACUAAAGAUACACCUAUACUCAAUUCUUGUGUGAAAGUAAAUGUACUGUGAUUUUCAAUACUGUUACUUUAUAUUAGUGGCCAGUUUGUGGAACUAAAUGUCCUUGUUUGCUCAUUAGGUUAUGAUCCACUGUGAUACGCCGGGAACAUUCUGGGAUGUAGAGAUUGCUCUGUGUUUUACACUUCUGUAUUUGAGAAAUUCACUUUGUUUGCUUAGGCUGUAUGGUUAGAUUAAUUUGCAUGGCUAUAGGUGUUACAUUUGAAAAUGUAAACCAUUCCAUUUUUUUAGUUUUACACUUUUAAAUGUAUUUUAAAUUUCUAACUUAAUUUUGUGACUGAAUGAAUCAGGUUCCAUAAUUGUUUUGGAAGGUUGCCUAAAUUGUGCAAUAAUAAUAGAAAUAUUCCAAUUAGACAUUUCGUGUGAUUUAAGGUCUCCGUUCAUAUAAACAAUGCAAUGAUGUAACCAUAGAUUUUUAUACUUAGGAUGAAUUCAUAGGAAACAAAUUACCCCUAAAUUCUUUUAAUCUGCACAAUUUUUGAGAAUGAUUAUACUUAGAAUUAUUUACUUCCUGUUAUGUUUUUUCUCUGAAUUGUAUCUAGUUUAUGCACAUGGAUCAUUUGACAUAGAUCCAAACUUCUCUGUUUUAGUUACAACACUAGGUCUGUUUCAAACAGCACUGGUUUAUUAUAAAUGUAGAUAUAUGUGUACAUAUCUGUGUGCAUGUAAUGCAAGGUUGUACUAUAGAUAGCAUGUUGAUGUUGAGAUACAGUUCAUAAUAACUGGCUUGCUGUAGUAAGACGGUCAACAGUAUUGCCUCCUGGGUGCCAUUGUAUAUAGAGUUCUUAGCGCUAAGGUGAUCAUAACUCUGAUACUUUAACAAAGACUUACAACAGAUGUAGCGCUAAGGUUGUUUUGUACAAUGGCACCCAGAUCUGUGGGGAAUAUUUUUUUAAAUUAUCUGCCAAAGUAAAAUCUGUAAACAUGAUCCAAUUUUUGAAAAUACAAAUCACCUAAUGAAUUUUUUUCUCACAUCAGGAUGCCAAAACAACCCAAAUUGAACGUGCCAUAGUGAAGAUUAAAUGGCUGGGCCAUUAGUAAUGAUGGAGUUGAGUGCCAUAUAAAUUCUACAGGAUGGCAUCUGCAGGUACUCUUUCCUUGAAGUGAACAAUACGAUAACGUGUAUGCAAGUGUUUCAGCCUGUUUAUUUUGUUGUGUGGAAGUGUUGACUGGAUGUAUGUUACCAUAGAUAUUGUGAUGAUUUGUGAACUCAAGACUUUUAUGGCACCUAUUCACUUGGAUAGUUUGAAACACAUUUCCAAAACUUUUAGCUUUCCUUCCAUAAAAUUAACUGUGAAGAUGGAGGAUGGG
Haliotis rubra (blacklip abalone) is the source of this 2938-nucleotide messenger RNA. Its product is annotated as DNA ligase 1-like. The transcript is spliced from 17 exons. The coding region runs from base 151 to 1356 and encodes 401 amino acids. Gene Ontology annotation, biological process: T cell receptor signaling pathway; protein localization to plasma membrane; integrin-mediated signaling pathway. Gene Ontology annotation, cellular component: plasma membrane. NCBI's taxonomy places the organism in Eukaryota, Metazoa, Mollusca, Gastropoda, Lepetellida, Haliotidae. Gene Ontology annotation, molecular function: protein binding. The record is from RefSeq and is a predicted model, not a curated record.